GACCAGAGACGACGCGGCACCGGCGUAAAACGUAUCUGAUCUGCCCAGCAGACCUUCCGCAGGCAACGCAAGGCAAUGGCAAUGUCUUGUCACCCCUCUCGAACCAGUGUCUGCUUGGCCCUGGCCGUUGCCAUUUGCGUCUUCCUCCCAGGCUGCUUCUCCAGCAAAAUUGCCCUGGAGAUCUUCGAGAGGGCGUGCCACUGCUUCGAUGACCACAAUGUGUACAACGAGUGUGCGGCGGAGCUUCGGAUGGGCGUGGAGGGGGCGUUCCACGUGGGGCGGGAGAGCGUGGACGAGUACUGCGGCGGGGCCUGCUUCGCCGAGACGGAGUUGGCGCUCCGGUGCGUGGAGGAGAUCGCCCACGACGGCUUCAGGUUCUCCAACGGCGCCUCGCUAUUCGCCGUGAAGCAGGCGCUCGGCACCGGCUGCAGCUACACGCCCGAAAGAGGAACCUUCGACAUACGUGAGCGCAGGGAGUGCGGCGACGAGUAUGGAUACGGCUACCACGGCACGCACGAGCAGCUCGGCUACGGUGAAGAGGGCGACGACCGGCAGUACGAGUACCCGGACGGCGCGUUCGGCAACUACUGCUCCGGCGCCACCGGCGGCGGCCCGGUGCGGAUGCUCCUCCUCGCCUCCUUCCUUGCCUCCGCGUCGGUAGCACUGCUUCUUGCCGUCUGAGCGGUAGCGAUUUCACCAUGUACCAUUUGUAACGAUUCUAGUGUUCCGGGUCCACUUAUCUCACGAUGUACUCCAUAUAUCGUAAUUUUCCCUUCUUAUUUUUGGACGACGAGUAGAGAUGGUGCUACCAAAUUCGUAUAGAUUGUUUUCCCGUUCCCCCAUUUUAUAGAACAGCAAAAUUCUGAUAAAAUGUAGUACCAGACACCAUUUUAUUCCCCCACCAGAACAGAAAACUACCAAACAGAACUGCAAAACUCUGUAAGGUGCACUUGACUGUGAGGCAGCUUAUAUGGAGAUGUACUAUUUCCACCUAACCAGUUUCUAAAUUUUUUCAAAACAGUUAACAGAUGCAGGCGAGAUGAUCUAAAUAUCCGCAAAACUGUCAAGAUCAAUUAAAUCUGAUUUUCAGAGACCAAAAAGAGACAGGCACUUGCUGAGAUGGUGCCCAAAUGAUAUACUAUUUCAGCAAGUAUUGUCAUAAGACAUAAAACAUACCCACCCAUUUCUGUUUAGUCAUUUGGAUACUUCUAAGUUGGUGAAAAGGAAAAAUUUACACUAACUCCACACAUGCACCAGAUAUGCCAACCAGUUUAAACCUUCUGUCCUGGUCGAGCUCGAAAUUUCAAAAACCAUAAGUAGCACCAAUCCAGUUAAGUGCUCCAAGAUAAUGUACAAGAUCACAAAUCUCCCCAAGUAGAAAAGGUUAGGGCCAUUAUUCACGUACCUACAAUAAAACUCUUUUCUUUUCAUCAUCAUCAUCAGUCAACUCACCGACCAAUAUCACUGUUCCCCCACAACCCGUAUACCUACACACUGCGUGCUAUCAAGACUAAUUCAUACACAAGUGCUAAUUCAUGUCCUACACUAUGGUUUGAGCUUCAGACAGCUACUUGUUGCGAUACCAAAAUCUCUGUUGUGAGAGCCUCUCAAGGUAAAUGGCGCCGCUUGAUAGUUACUGGAUUUCAAGUUGUCAGAUGACAGCAGGGAUAGGACACAGGAAUGGUACAGUCAAUGCUUCAGCGGCUGGGGAUGAUGUUG
This is a messenger RNA of Hordeum vulgare subsp. vulgare (domesticated barley), 1719 nucleotides long. RefSeq lists its product as uncharacterized. The record is from RefSeq and is a predicted model, not a curated record. NCBI's taxonomy places the organism in Eukaryota, Viridiplantae, Streptophyta, Magnoliopsida, Poales, Poaceae. Bases 76 to 681 code for a protein of 201 amino acids. The transcript has 3 exons.